Messenger RNA from Scaptodrosophila lebanonensis, 3070 nucleotides. It is a transcript of the gene Wdr33, whose product is annotated as pre-mRNA 3' end processing protein WDR33. The record is from RefSeq and is a predicted model, not a curated record. Bases 337 to 2820 code for a protein of 827 amino acids. Gene Ontology annotation, molecular function: protein binding. The transcript has 8 exons. Gene Ontology annotation, cellular component: mRNA cleavage and polyadenylation specificity factor complex. NCBI's taxonomy places the organism in Eukaryota, Metazoa, Arthropoda, Insecta, Diptera, Drosophilidae.
GGCAGCUCUGACAGUUGCUGCGCGUUUUCUACAAUAGCAUUGGCAUUAAAGUUAAUCUUUCAGAAUUUUAAAUUUGAAAAGAUACGUUUCCAAAUGCUAUGUGAUGCCGUAUAAAUAUGUAGAACGGGUUAAAAACCGGCCGGACCAAACACGCGAUACGCAAAUAUAAGAGACGGGUUUUUUUCUUGUCGCAGUAGGCUGGGCCACGUUGUGUGUGUGCGUGUGUGUGUGUUAUAAAAGAAGAGCACAAGAAGUAUUGUGAAAAUCGAGCCAGUCAAUAAAAAGGAAUCGAUCCUCUCCCUUCCAAUAAGGACUCUCACUCAGUGCACGACGAAAAUGGACGUAUCUCAGCCUCCUCCGCAACUACUAACGGCGCCAUCAGCGCUAGCCACAACCUAUGCCACAUCUCUGCCGCCUCCUUCUAUGGGUGGGCCGCACUACAGACACUACCACCCGCACCAUGGCCAGGGCAAACAGGGCUACAAUCACUUUAAGCCAUUUGUGCCAGGCGGCUUCCAACGACCAUUUGGCAUGUCCCAGGACGACUUCGAUGGCAAGCGAUUGCGCAAGAGUGUGAUGCGAAAAACAGUGGACUACAAUGCGUCCAUUAUCAAGGCACUGGAGGCGCGCCUCUGGCAGCGUGACUAUCGGGAUCGCCUGGCCCUCCAACCAGACAGCAUCUAUGUGCCCCAAAUGUUGCCACCAUCUAGUUAUUUGGAUAAUCCUUCGAAUUCAGUGACGACACGCUUUGUAAAAACAGCCACGAAUAAAAUGCGGUGUCCCAUUUUUACGCUUGCCUGGACGCCAGAGGGCAGAAGAUUGGUCACUGGCGCUAGCUCUGGCGAGUUCACGCUAUGGAACGGCUUAACAUUCAAUUUCGAGACAAUCUUACAGGCUCACGAUGUUUCAGUGCGCACAAUGGUUUGGUCCCACAAUGACAGCUGGAUGGUUACUGGCGAUCACGGUGGUUACGUCAAGUACUGGCAAUCGAACAUGAACAACGUUAAGAUGUAUCAAGCGCACAAGGAGGCGAUUAGGGGAAUAAGUUUCAGUCCCACGGACAGCAAAUUUGUCAGCGGUAGCGAUGAUGGAACCCUGCGCAUUUGGGAUUUCAUGCGCUGUCAGGAGGAGCGCGUCUUGCGCGGGCAUGGCGCGGAUGUCAAGUGCGUGCACUGGCAUCCCCAGAAGGGAUUAAUUGUCAGCGGCAGCAAGGAUAAUCAACAGCCGAUAAAGAUAUGGGAUCCCAAGAGCGGCGUUGCUCUAGCCACACUCCAUGCCCACAAGUCCACGGUGAUGGACCUUAAGUGGAACGACAAUGGCAACUGGCUGGUAACUGCCUCGCGUGAUCAUUUGCUAAAACUAUUCGACAUACGUAAUUUACGCGAGGAGGUGCAGGUCUUUCGUGGUCAUAAGAAGGAGGCUAGCUCAGUGUCCUGGCAUCCUAUACACGAGGGUCUCUUCUGCUCAGGCGGUUCAGAUGGUUCCAUUCUCUUCUGGAAUGUGGGUACGGACAAGGAAAUUGGCGGCGUCGAGACUGCGCAUGACAGCAUAGUCUGGACACUGGCUUGGCAUCCGCUUGGUCACAUACUCUGCUCCGGUUCAAAUGACCACACCAUUAAGUUUUGGACACGCAAUCGACCCGGCGACUUGAUGCGUGACAAAUACAAUUUAAACACCUUGCCGGCCAGCUUGGCAGCAUUGGAUGAGUGCGAAUAUGAUGACGCCGUCAUUCCCGGCAUGGGUCCCGAGGACAGAGUUGAGUUCACCGAAAGCCUCACAGCCGAUAAGGGCUUCAUUCCCGGUUUGGACUUGGAUCCCAGUAAAGCGGCCGGUGAUCGCGAUCGUGAGAAGAAGGUCCCUUACAGCAAACCCAUCCCACAUAACUUUCAGGUACGCUGGGCAGGUCCAAGACGGGCCGACGACCUCGGUCUGCUCAGCAUACACGACGAACUGGCGGCACGUGAGAAUAAGGACUCGAGCAAUGGUCUAACACAUCAGCAGAUUAGUGAGAACACACUCGAGGGUAUCUUGGCGAGCGGCAUGCUGAAUAGCCUCGAUCCGCAGACAAUAAUAGGCAUAUUUGUCUAUGGACGCUUCAUACGUCUGCAUCCAGAUUCCAGAUUAAUGGCAGCCGUACGUCAAGGUGCCGAUUAUCUCAACAAAUACAUUGAUGCGGGCAAACUGGAGGAGCUGCGUGAUGUUGUGCCUAUCCGUGAACGGUCUCGCUCCAUAUCGCCGACAGUAGAGGCUCGCGUUGAAGUUUCUCCUCCGCCCAAGAAGUCGCGCUUCGAGCCCCGACAGCACAAUGCGCAGCUCGUGAGUGUGCGUGAGUUGCUGCUAUUGAAAAAACCAUUUUUGCCGUCCUUAUUGGCGGUGAAGGCGCAACCGCAACCGAAAACAGAAUUUGUUGACGAUCAAAACCGGGGGAGUGGCUCCCCCAUGGAUUCACAGUACCAGCAGCAACAACAACAGCAACCGCAGCAACCACAACAACAACAGCAGAGCUCAUCCAGCCGACCAAGUCCAUGGGCAUCCAAUGCCAGUUUCUCUCCCUGGGCUAGUAAUAAUGGCGGCAAUUCCAGCAAUGGCAAUCAAAAUGGCUACAAUGGUGGCAAUAAUGGAUCGUUCAGCGGAUCAGCUUCAUCGUCUGGCGAUGCCAAUAACUUUAAUGAGCGCGAACAGUACCAAAAGGGUGGCAGCAACAGCAACCAUGGCAAUCGCCGCAGGCGUGGCAAUAAUUCCAGUGGUGGUUCGGGUGGAGGAGGAGGUGGGGGUGGCAGCGGCAGAAACCGCGGACGCAACAACAGUAGGCGAUAUUAAACCGUCACACACCCAACAUACCUACAUACGAGUGCAUGCAAGAAUUGUAAUACAACUUCAUAUAGAUCAUGAUAAAGAAAUGUGUCUAAAUUAGAAUUUAAGUUUCCCGGCCAAUCCAUACUUUACGGCAAAAAGGAAACCCAUUUUACCAUUAAUUCUAUUCAAUAUUAACUUUGUCUAAGAAUAACACAGUAAUUGUAAUUAUAAUUUCAUACUUACAUAGUUUCCACUUAUAAAAUAGAGCUUUUAA